AUGAGUUCAGCACCCCGGACAACCCAGCCGGGUCUCGAAGUCGCAUCACAUUACGAUACCACUCCAGUCACACUCGACGGCCAGUCCGGCCACUGGGCAUCACCACCACCGCCCGGCUCGUCAGGUCUACACUCAACGCAGGAGCAAAAGAUAUGGGCGGGCAACGGCUACGAGUCCGUGAAUCAGCGGACGGGCUACGGCGCAUACGCAAACGAGAACGGGACGGCGCACGCGGCAGACGAGAAGCCGGCGCGCCGGAUACCGUGGCUGCUGAUCGGGCUGGGAGGACUCAUCACAUUCGUCCUCGCCGGUGCCAUCGGCGGAGUGGCGGGCUGGAAGAUCACAUCUAACCGGGUCGAGGAGCCGGAGGCUAGUCUCCCCGGAUCCACCGGCGGCGGCGGCGGCAGUGGCGGCUCGCCGACGAGCGCGACCAAGAUCGUGCCGAAUUCGGGGCUCGCCGCCGUCGGAUGGCGGGUCGGCACCGAUAUCACGCUCCAAGUCUGGUUUCAGGGUCCGGAUACGUCGUUGAGAAGGUCAGAGUACAAGACCAUCUACCAGAACUGGACCGAGCCGAUGGAGGUCGAUGCGGCGCCCAAGGUGGGCUCGCCUUUCGGGGCCGGCCAACUCUACACAAAACCGGAUCCCUUACCUGUCAUUCCUCAAGCAGAGCUCUUCUUCAUCGGAUCGCAGAGUAAGAUUGGUGGUGUGAACUUCAGAGAGGGAUUCACAAGAGGCGGCCAGAGCGACAGUAUCAACGAGGGAGGAUGGACCACCAGCAACGACAACACCCAAAUGGCGGCCUACUGGCCAUCGACGAUCCUCCAAGCCAACAACGGGGACGUGAUGGAGGUCUGGUUCGACUACAAAUCGCCAAAGUUCCAGGAGCCGAAGAGAGUCGGCGUCACCGCCUCCGCGAACUCGGCGCUGGCGAUCCUCCCCCGAGAAUCCACGCACUCCGCCGGCGACCAGACGGCGGCCUCGAGCGCGCGGAUCAUCUACCGCGACACCAGCGGGCGCCUCCGCAACUUCGACCGGUCCUCCGGCGGCCAGCAGCUCACCUCGUCGGGCCAGCUGCCGGUCACGGUCGACGCCAACUUCACGAUGGCCGCGUUCGCGGUGGCGCGCGGGGACGCGAACGGGCAGGCGUCGAGCGCGGUCAACACGUGGGUCGUGUACCAGGACUCCAGCACCGGCAAGAUUUCGUACGUGUACGAGAACGGCACCGACGGGUGGAAGGGCCCGGAGACGGAUCCCGUGUUUGAGGGGGCUGAUAACCCGACGCAUCUUGCCUGUGUGACGGCUGCUUCGGCGACGAUACCUGAGGUUCCGCUGCAGCCGGCGCAUGAUUUGAGUCAUUGCUUCUUCCAGGUUAAGAAGCAGCUGAAGCACGUCCAUUUUGACGGGAGUUCGUGGAAUGAUAUGGGUUUCCUUCCCAUCCCCUGA
Molecule: messenger RNA, 1443 nt
Organism: Colletotrichum karsti
Lineage: Eukaryota; Fungi; Ascomycota; Sordariomycetes; Glomerellales; Glomerellaceae
Exons: 2
Coding region: 1-1443 (480 amino acids)
Source: RefSeq, a predicted model, not a curated record